AUGACUGAAAGUAAAAAAGAAAGCAAAGAAAUUGAUGACACUUAUAAAUCAUCACCGCUAGAAGGGAUCUUUUUAGAGGAGUUUCCUCACGCUUUGAUACAAAAGGAAAAUAAAUUGAAUGCUCCUUCAACAAUCCCAUGUGAUUUUGAGGGAAAGAGGCUAACAUUUUCCCUGGAAUGCUACGCUUUGCUGAUUUAUUUUUUGAUUUUUUAA
This is a messenger RNA of Clunio marinus, 213 nucleotides long. The record is from the annotation of a GenBank genome assembly. Lineage: Eukaryota; Metazoa; Arthropoda; Insecta; Diptera; Chironomidae.